GCUUUUGAGAACACUAAACCUGACAGGCAACCGUGUGGUCGCAGAGAAUUUACAUAGACUUUACAUUUCCACUGCAGCAGAAUCGCAGAACUUCACUGGCAGCGCGUCCGUCGAGAGCAGGAGGACAGGGGUGCCCUGGCAUUGGACACGGCAGUUUCCACCAAAAAUUGGAUGGGUCACGGAUUCAGCUGCCAGUGUAGAUACAGCUAUAAAUACAGCUGCAGGUCUUCCGUGUCUACAGGGGUUGACUUUUACAGGCAGUCAGCUGGUUGAAUGUCAGCACUACACUGUUGUACGCUUGCAGGACUUGGGUGGAACUGCCAGUCAGUGGUGUGUGGAUUUCCCUGUUCAGCAGCCAAGCUGCCCACCGAGAAUUGCUGGUUGAUGGAGUUUGUGCGGCGGAGUGGUGACUACUGCCACGCCCAACACAUUUAGACCCGAUGUGGGAUGAAGCUGCAUUAUGCCGUCCUGAGGCCCUGAACCCCGAGAGACCAUUGGCCGUUGCCCUCUGAACCAGCCAGCUCAUGGGGUAACAAGUGGAGUCUCGCACACCGGACGACAUCUGGAGAGAGAGGAGGACAGAGAGAGACUUACUGAGGAAGACAAACCGAGAGAAAGAGAGGAAGACUGGACAAUCAGAAAGAUAAGAACCAAAUAGAGGGACACAGGGAGAACUGACAAACUGUAUCCUGUUGGACUAUACAGUCAACUGACGGUGUAAAAGAGUCAAGACAACCGGACCUCGGAAUUGGGGGAAUAACUUUAACGACUGUAAACGGGAAAGUUCCACAACAGACAGGAAAUCCAGAAUCACCUGGAAGCCCAACAUAAGAAGAAGUUAAAGAAGAUUUAACAGCUGGAGCUAAAGAUAAGGGUCAGAGGUCAUCCUGGGUGGUCAAAGGUCACAAUGGCCACCAUGAACCGUCCAGCUCCAGUGGAACUGUGCCACAAGAACAUGAGAUUCCUCAUAACACACAACCCCACAGACAGCACCCUCAGCUCCUUCAUAGAGGACCUGAAGCGGUUUGGUGCCACAACUGUGGUUCGCGUGUGUGACAUCACUUAUGACAAAACGCCGCUCGAGAAAGAGGGCAUUACCGUGGUGGAUUGGCCCUUCGAUGAUGGAGCCCCACCCCCGAGUAAGCUUGUUGAUGAUUGGUUGAGUCUGCUGAAGAAGAAUUUUCAGGAGGAUCCGGGAUGCUGCGUGGCUGUUCACUGUGUGGCUGGACUGGGACGGGCUCCUGUGCUGGUUGCUCUGGCUCUGAUAGAGAGCGGGAUGAAGUAUGAAGAUGCCAUUCAACUUAUCAGGCAGAAGCGUCGUGGAGCCAUCAACAGCAAACAGCUAACCUACCUGGAGAAAUAUCGAUCCAAGCAGAGACUCCGCUUCAAAGACUCUCACACACACAAGAACAAGUGUUGCACCAUGUGAACACACACACACUAACACACAAACGCUUGCGCGCGUGCACACACACACACACACACACACACACACACACACACACACACACACACACGUUUCGGUUCUCAGGAAUCCAACCAUAAGCCUUGGCUCCCCCACAUCAUUAGCCCAUUAGUCUGGGAAUUUCUGAAUGUUUUUACCGUAAUUUGAUCAGAACCUUCCUUUGUUCCCUUGUUUGUAAUGAUUACAUGUCUUUAAAGUUUAAUCCAUUGCAUGUUGCUGUAUUAUAUAAUUCUCAGUGAAGAAUGAUGGAAAAGAGAUGUGGGAUGGAAAAUCCCCCAAAAAAUAUAAGUUUUGUAGCUAAUUGUGGACGCAUAUCUGCAUCAUUAGAUUGUUCUGUAAAAUACACAACGUUGGGUCAGGGGAAAUGUGUGGAGGUGUUUCAAUCACAUUAAAUUGUUUCAAGAAAUCAAAUCCAUGGUGUGGGCCCAUGGGGACACCUGAACUGAUUUGGUGCAGGACUGAUUUACUAUAGAAACCUGAUGCUUUCAGCCUUUAAAAGCUUUGUACAGAUGUUCAAUAUGUUUAAAUAUAACCAUGUUCAAGGAAUGUAAUUAAAUGCAGUAUUUAUUUUUCUUUGAGAUUGCUUCUCAGUUACCAUUUUUUAAUUAUUUUGGCACACUAAAUGUUGAAACACUGAAACACAAGAAUAAGAUCACCUUAUCAGCUCGCUCUUUUUUAUCUCGGUAGAUUCUCUCUUACAUUGUUCCAGUUGACGUUCGUUCUCGGUGUAACUGGAGAUAUAAGGGCUAAUUUUCAUCCAUUCGUCUACAGUCAGUAGGAAAUUCAACUGCUACAAGGCUGCAGCACAUGGAGAAUUUUGACAAUCAUAAACCCUUUAUUUGGUUUUGUCACAGUCACUGUUUUAAUAUUACAUCAUACACUGUGCUCCAAUAAUUUGUUUACAUAUCUGUGUGUGUAUUGCAUGUUAUGCUCUGUUUACUGACACCCACAGAAGGAAACAUAUUGGUAAGCAGCCACUGAUUUCACAUGAGAUUAUGUAGUACAUAUGUGUUUUAUAAAUAAGAAAUGUUGAAAAAUCUACUGUAAUCCUUCAUUACAUGAAUUCUAAAAUCCUGUGAACAAGAUGUAAAUAAUAUUAGAUGAGGAAUUUUCUAAUUACAACUUUCCUUCUAUAAAGCAGGGUGAACCACUCCUCCCAGUCAGUGACUGUGCAAAAUAAUAUUAAAUAAUUUCUGGUAUUACAAAUAUUUUUUACAAAUGUGGGAGGAGUGUCUGUCACACCACCAGUUGAUGACACUUAAUGGUCAAGCUCUCAGUUGAAUCCCAAGCCAAUGUUGGCCUGCUAUGUUUGUGGAUAAAUGAAAUAUUGGUCUAAUUCUAUCACAAACGUUGCCGUGCAUUUUCACAUCUUUUACACUUGGUUACAGUAUCUGACACAUUUUUCUUGUGAAGUGGAAUUUCCUUAUUUUGGCUGAUGUAGACAACUGCUCCUGACACUUGUUUCAUUUUUAAUUCAGAAUUGAUUGUGUGGUUCAUUUGCUGAUAUUAGAGCAUGCACUUUUUAUGUAUUAGGUUGCUUAUGAUAGUCACCUUAUCAUGUGUUAUUAAUAACAUCUACAACCGGAAAAACAAUUUGUGUGAAAGAAAUGAGAGCAGAAGGUGUAAUCUAAAGUAAAGAGGUCGACAACUUUUACAGACUGGUCUACACCGUGUGUGUGUGUGUGUGUGUGUGUGUGUGUGUGUGUGUGUGUGUGUGUGUGUGUGUGUGUGUGUGUGUGUUUGGUUGCCUUUAGCUGUUGUUGCUCAUUGGGACUCAGACACUUUUUAAAAUGUGAAAACAAAUGCUGUAAAUGUUUGUAUGUCUGUAAAUUCUUGAAUUGUUUAAUAAAGGUUUUGUCGUUGUUAA
Messenger RNA from Scophthalmus maximus (turbot), 3332 nucleotides. RefSeq names its product protein tyrosine phosphatase type IVA 3. Gene Ontology annotation, molecular function: protein tyrosine phosphatase activity. The record is from RefSeq and is a predicted model, not a curated record. Lineage: Eukaryota; Metazoa; Chordata; Actinopteri; Pleuronectiformes; Scophthalmidae. Gene Ontology annotation, biological process: protein dephosphorylation. Gene Ontology annotation, cellular component: nucleus. The coding region runs from base 908 to 1429 and encodes 173 amino acids. The transcript has 7 exons.